UAUCUCGCUUGCGCUAAACGGAGACAUGGAGCUCAAGUGAUCGACCAUUAUAUAGCAGAAGAACCGUUAAUAUCAUGACUAUCUUCACAAGAGAUUUCAGCCAUCGGAUCCUAGCAUGUGUUUUAUUGCCACUCUUCCUUUUCCAAUGUUUGCCUUACGUAACUUGCCAGCAAGGGUCGGAAUCAGCAGGUCGCAAUGGAAAAAGUAAAGAGUCAUCGAUAAUUGGGAUCGUUUUGCUUUCGUUGUUCCUCUUACUUUUGGUCGUUUAUUGCUUAAACUAUGGAUGUUGUAUUGAAGAGAAUGAGACAGGAGGUCAUGAAGUGUUACACAGUAGAGUGAGGCGUGGGAUUGACAAGGACGUCAUCGAGUCCUUUCCGGCUUUCCUAUAUUCAGAGGUUAAAGCGUUCAAGAUAGGCAACGGCGGAGUUGAAUGUGCAAUUUGUCUAUGCGAGUUUGAAGACGAAGAGCCGCUACGUUGGAUGCCUCCUUGUAGCCAUACUUUCCAUGCUAAUUGCAUUGACGAAUGGCUCUCUUCUCGGUCCACAUGUCCCGUCUGCCGUGCAAAUUUGUCUCUGAAGUCCGGUGACAGCUUUCCACAUCCGAGUAUGGAUGUUGAAACGGGAAAUGCACAGAGAGGUGUUCAAGAAUCCCCCGAUGAGAGAAGCUUGACAGGUAGUAGUGUUACAUGUAAUAAUAAUGCAAAUUAUACAACACCUCGAUCAAGAUCUACAGGGUUAUUGUCGAGCUGGCAUGUGCCUGAGCUAUUCCUCCCUCGAUCUCAUUCGACUGGACAUUCAUUGGUUCAACCAUGUCAGAAUAUAGACCGAUUCACACUGCAAUUACCGGAGGAGGUGCAAAGACAAUUGGUAAGCCUGAACCUGAUAAAGAGAAGCCAUAUAGCCUUACCUCGAGCCAGGAGUUCUAGACAGGGCUACAGGAGCGGAAGCGUUGGGAACGAGAGAACCGGUUUCUCUCAAGGACGGCAAACACUCAGGCGAGCCAUAUCUACGUCGCUAUCUUUCUCUUUUCAACCUGCUCCUGUUCGGUCCACACUUGACAGGGACAAUCUAAUGCGAGAGACUUCCCAAGCUAAUGACAAAGAUUUUGGUGAACGGUCAUUCCAACGCCUCAUGCCAGAGAAAAACUAA
Arabidopsis thaliana (thale cress) is the source of this 1148-nucleotide messenger RNA. Its product is annotated as RING/U-box superfamily protein. Lineage: Eukaryota; Viridiplantae; Streptophyta; Magnoliopsida; Brassicales; Brassicaceae. Gene Ontology annotation, molecular function: ubiquitin protein ligase activity. Gene Ontology annotation, biological process: protein ubiquitination. The coding region runs from base 75 to 1148 and encodes 357 amino acids. Gene Ontology annotation, cellular component: membrane. The record is from RefSeq and is marked reviewed. The transcript has a single exon.